GUGAGAAUCAGAAGUUCAAACUAGUAAUAAAACUAAAAUUAUAGGCUUUUGAUUAAUAUGUUUACCUGUCCUCCACUUCCCAAAAUUGGUAAAUACAUUGCUGAGAACAAGGCCUAUGGUGAGGAGGUCCUCAAAAGUCCACUAAAUUUAUCCUGAAAGUUUAUCCUAAUAUAGAGAUUCAUUCCUCAACUUCACAAUAAAGAGCUCAUGACUCCGCAUUUAGCAAGUUUUUAGAAAUCACAUGUUUGUGUUGUGGGUAGUGAUAACAUUCUAAUUUCAUGAAGUCAAAGAUCACAUGUGCUGAGAAUAUGAAUAUACUGAUGUAAAUCAAUACAGAAAAAAAGGUUGAAAUUUGAUAGCUUAUUGAUGGAGGCGUAAUAGCUUAAAUUACUUAAAUGGUGUUCCCCAUUUAGAAGAAAAAUGCUGUUAUAGAAAAAUGCACCGAGAUGGCAUCAAACUUCCAUAACCAAUGUAUUUUGCAAUCCAACAACCCUGCACUAAAUUUUCAGUCGUGGUACUCUGUAAUGUCAAAGUCCUCCUCACAGCUCCAUCUUGAUGUUUGUCUUAUAGUGUUGAAGCUGUUGGUAUUGGGGGAACGUAUAUAGUAUAUAUAUAUAUAUGGUGGGUAUGAGUGGAGGAAAUCAUCAGUUUGUUUAGAAAGCCAUAAAAUCGGCAGUUUGUUUAGGUGGUCAUAAAAUCAUCAGUUUGUUUAGAAGGCCAUAGAAAGUAUUGCAGCGAUGGAGAUCUUGAUGGUGGUGUUCGCAUUAGUAUGUUUUAUUGUAAGAGCAGAGCUAGUUUGUGGUUGGACUGAAGGCCAUGCCACAUUUUAUGGCGGUGGUGAUGCCUCUGGAACUAUGGGUGGUGCUUGUGGUUAUGGUAAUUUAUACAGCACUGGAUAUGGCAUACACACUGCAGCUCUGAGCAGUGCUCUGUUCAACAAUGGAGUAAUAUGCGGAGCCUGUUACAAGAUAAAGUGUGAUGUUAAAAAGGAUCCUCAAUGGUGUCUAUCUGGAAAAUCUAUUACAAUUACUGCUACUAAUUUUUGUCCACCCAAUAACGCUCUGCCAAAUGACAAUGGAGGGUGGUGCAAUUUACCUCUUCAGCAUUUCGACAUGGCCCAGCCUGCCUUUUUGCAGAUUGCUCAAUACAGCGGUGGAAUUGUGCCGGUUCUUUACAAGAGGGUUCCUUGCAAAAGGACUGGGGGAAUCCGUUUUACUAUAAAUGGGCGUGAUUACUUUGAACUAGUGUUAAUAAGCAAUGUUGGUGGAAGAGGAGACAUUAUAGCAGUUUGGAUAAAGGGGUCGAACACUGGAUGGCAACAAAUGAACAGAAACUGGGGAGCAAAUUGGCAGAGUAAUUCUUACCUGAAUGGACAAAGCUUGUCUUUCAGAGUGAUGAACAGCAGAAGAAAAAUUAUCACCAUGUACGAUGUGGCUCCUUCCAAUUGGGGAUUCGGCCAAUCAUUCACUUCCUCUAUUAAUUUUAGAUAAGUAAAAUUUGUUGUAGAUGGGUUGCUGCCCUGCAAUUUUUUUGUGGGUCUGUAAUACUUAUAAAGAUGUUUGCUCAGGUUAUGUAUAACAACCAGAUUUAAAUCUGGAAGUUAUAUUCAAUGAAUGGAGGACAAAUUAUUCUAAGAGGGUUGGGUUACUAUUGUUAGCACGAGAUGCAAUUCAUAGGGUAGCUUAGUCUCUCAAGUGAAAGAAAGAGAGGGUAGCUUAGUCUCUCAUGUGAAAGAAAGAGAACUAAACCCUUUAUCAAAAUCAUUUUGUUAUUCUGAUAACUAAGUUUCAAUCAUUUUGUUAAUUUGAA
Messenger RNA from Cryptomeria japonica (Japanese cedar), 1809 nucleotides. Its product is annotated as putative expansin-A17. NCBI's taxonomy places the organism in Eukaryota, Viridiplantae, Streptophyta, Pinopsida, Cupressales, Cupressaceae. The record is from RefSeq and is a predicted model, not a curated record. Gene Ontology annotation, biological process: plant-type cell wall organization. The transcript has 3 exons. Gene Ontology annotation, cellular component: extracellular region. The coding region runs from base 738 to 1490 and encodes 250 amino acids.